Cynara cardunculus var. scolymus (artichoke) is the source of this 778-nucleotide messenger RNA. RefSeq names its product non-specific lipid transfer protein GPI-anchored 1. The transcript has 2 exons. The coding region runs from base 102 to 668 and encodes 188 amino acids. NCBI's taxonomy places the organism in Eukaryota, Viridiplantae, Streptophyta, Magnoliopsida, Asterales, Asteraceae. The record is from RefSeq and is a predicted model, not a curated record.
GCCCCACUUCCCAAACCUCAAUUUUAGUCCUGUCCCCAAUUUCCACUAUAAAUCCUCCAAAAACACUUAUUUCACCUUCAUAAUCAAUCGUUGUUUUGAUAAUGGCGUUAAGAAAUUACUGUUUCAUCCUCCUUGUGGUGGUUUAUAUCGUGCUAUGCGGCUGCGGAACCGGUGGUUCGGCGGAAUCGUUGGCGGAAGAGUGUGCGUCGAAGCUACCGGAGGUGAUGAUGUGUGUACCGUUUGCGUCAGGCAAAGAGGCGACACCGCAGCAGAAAUGUUGUGAAUCGGUGACGGAUAUGAAAAAAAGCAAUCCGGCUUGUUUGUGUUUUAUGAUUCAACAGAUCCAUAACGGAACAAAUCCGGCGCUGCAGAAGAUGAAUAUUCAAGAGAGUCGGCUUCUUCAACUGCCUUCUGCUUGUAAAAUCGCGAAUGCAAGCGUCAGUGAUUGUCCAAAACUCUUAAAUUUGCCACCAAAUUCACCGGAUGCUGCAAUCUUCAAGAAUAAUGGUUCAACCACCAGUUCUCCGACAACAGGAGGAACGACGUCGUCUCCAUCUACAUCUGACUCAUAUGGAUUCAAGCAUGGUGAACCGACGUUUUUAACAUCUGCUAUGGUUUAUGUAUUGCUCUUUGUGGUUGUAUUUUCUAUAAGUGGUUUUGGUGCCUAGUUUCUAAUAGUCAUGAUUUUUAUACGUGGCAAGAUUUUGCUUUUGCAUACCAAUAACUUAUAUCUCCUUGAUGGUGCCUUGAAAUUGAUUUAGAGUUGCUUUCUUCUUGC